Messenger RNA from Miscanthus lutarioriparius, 1203 nucleotides. Lineage: Eukaryota; Viridiplantae; Streptophyta; Magnoliopsida; Poales; Poaceae. The record is from the annotation of a GenBank genome assembly.
AUGGCACGACUGAACAUGGCUGGAGAUCCGGGGGACGCGCCGGAGGUGGGGGAAGGUGGCAUACGCUCCGUGCUCACCAUGGGCUCGCUCGUCGCUCCCUCCGGGAACGAGGUUCAGUUUGCAGAGAUCGACGGCAAGAUCAUCGGCCUCUACUUCGCGGCGAACUGGUACCCGAAAUGCGAGGCUUUCACCCCGGUGCUGGGCGCGGCCUACGAGCAGCUCAAGGAGCGCGGCGCCGGCUUCGAGGUCGUGCUGGUGUCGUGCGACGAGGACCGGCCGUCGUUCGAGCGGUUCCACCGAACCAUGCCGUGGCCCGCCGUGCCUUUCGGCGACCUCCGCUGCAAGAAGCGCCUCAGCGAGAGGUUCCAGGUGGAGGGCAUCCCACGCCUGGUGGUGCUCGCUCCGGACGGCGCGGUUGUUCACCCGGACGCCGCCGACCUCGUGCACCGCUACGGCGAGCGGGCGUUCCCGUUCACGGCCGCGAGGGUGGCGGAGCUGGAGGCAGAUGACCAGCGCAAGUACGCGUCCCAGACGCUGGAGAAGCUCUUCUCCAUCAACGGGAAAGAGUACUUGAACGGUGGCAAUGGACAGGUCCCGAUCUCGAGCCUGGUGGGGAAGACGGUGGGGCUCUACUUCUCCGCUAACCAUUGCGCGCCGUGCAUCAAGUUCACCACGAAGCUGGCGGCCAUCUACAGCAGCCUCAGGGUCAACGCGGAGGACUUCGAGAUCGUGUACGUCCCCAUGGACAGGGAGGAGGACGGGUACCUGCGCUCCUGCAGCGACAUGCCGUGGCUCGCGCUCCCCUACGACGGCGUGCCGUCGCGCGCGCUGGCGAGGUACUUCGACGUGCGGGAGAUCCCGACGCUGGUGGUGGUCGGGCCCGACGGCAAGACGGUGACGCGGGACGGCCGCAACCUGGUGAACCUCUACUUCGACAUGGCGUUCCCGUUCACGGACGCGCACAUCAGGCUGCUGCAGGAGGCGGAGGACGAGGCGGCCAAGGAGUACCCGCAGUCGCUGCGCCACCGGGGCCACCGCCACGAGCUCAGCAUCGUGUCGGAGAAGUCCGGGGGAGGACCCUACAUCUGCUGCGAGUGCGAGGAGCAGGGGCUCGGCUGGGCGUACCAGUGCAUCGCCUGCGGCUACGAGAUACACCUCAGGUGCGGCCAGAAUGCGGAGGGCGGCAGCGCAGGAACUGCUUAG